CCGAAGAAUUAAUCAUUUUAAUCCCUGCAGAAAAAGAUAAACCAAAGCUUACUACAGAAGAUAUAGUUCGUUUUGUUUUUGGCGACAUGUCAGCUGUGUUGAAGAGAGUUCGUGAUCAUGAUGGAGACUACAGCGUGCUUGACAUGGAUGAAAAAGAUAGAGGACUUGAACAACAUUCCUUUGAAAAUGAAAAGCCUAGAGAAAACACUUUUAAUCAGGAUAUCCUUAACACCGUUGGAGACUACAGAGUAUGGAAAACACCUUUAUCAGAUGAAUUCAAAACUCUAUCUUCAGAUGAGAAAUCAGUAUUGUUCUGCCGUCUAUGCUCCGACAAUGCGAUCCUUGACUUCAACGACAAAGACAUCCUUUUGAUGUAUAAUGUGACACGAUGGAAAACGUUUGAUGAACAGACGUGCAAAACUUGUGAAGAAGCUCAGCAGACGCUAGAAAGGUUGAAGAAAAGUAAAUUUAUUCAUGUAGAUGGGGACAGAAUUCUCCUAACUGCGGAUGCAGAGGCCGAAAUCCUGUAUUGCAUAGUGGACCGUUCUCCAGCACACAAUGAUUACAAAUUAUUUCUUUUCAGUUUCUCUGCAACAUGUACAUACUUUAGGACAAGAGAAUAUAAUAGAAAACGUGGAGAAAAAUGUCUCAUUAGCCCAGUGGCUGUCAUGGAUUCCCUAAUCAUACGCCGUUUGCAGAUGGAUAUAUUGACACAUGUUACGAUGAAGGACGAACAUAUUUUCCAUGAGAUUUCUCAGAUAUUGAAUAUUCCUGAUCAUAUUUUAAAAGACCAAAGGGUGAGAAAGUCAUUUGCAAAUGAUUUACAACAGAAAGGACAGGCUGUUCAAUGCAGAAGAGGAUCAAUGAACCAUGUGAAAUGGCUGUCUAGAUAUUGGAGACACAACAUAGUGAGAUCUUGCAUUGGCCUUUAUCCCCAUAGUGACAUUUAUAUCAUGAAUAAUAAGGCUUAUAGAGAACCAAGUAAAUAUCAUCUGUAUGAAUCUAAAAUCAGAUGUCUCCUGUACUCCUUACUACUCAUGGACACGUAUACAGCUAGUUUCAAUCAUGGCUCAUUCCAAAUGAUGCUGAAGGAGAUUGGAGACAGAUACUUUUCCAAACUUUCAAUUCCUGAGGUUUUUGAUGAAAACUUUCUCACAGAGGAGAUCAUGCUAACAGAAGACGGUCGAAUUACAUUUGCAUCCGAUGACAUCAGACAUGACGUCAUGUAUGCAUUUGUAACGGAAUGACUAGUAGACGACAGUGAUUU
Messenger RNA from Saccostrea cuccullata (small rock oyster), 1267 nucleotides. RefSeq lists its product as uncharacterized. Bases 87 to 1247 code for a protein of 386 amino acids. NCBI's taxonomy places the organism in Eukaryota, Metazoa, Mollusca, Bivalvia, Ostreida, Ostreidae. The record is from RefSeq and is a predicted model, not a curated record. The transcript has 8 exons.